This is a messenger RNA of Daphnia magna, 3570 nucleotides long. RefSeq lists its product as uncharacterized. Gene Ontology annotation, molecular function: RNA binding. The record is from RefSeq and is a predicted model, not a curated record. Lineage: Eukaryota; Metazoa; Arthropoda; Branchiopoda; Diplostraca; Daphniidae.
GGAUAGCGGUCUUUACUUCGUAGUCUGUGAUAGUAGUUUGACCUAGUGAUUGUCGUCGUUUUCAGAGGGUCACCGGAUUAGGAUCUCCAGUCGCAUCUUAGUUUCAGACAUUUAAUUCCUCACAGAUUUAGAUGCCAUCUUUGAACGUGGAACCGACAUUUUCCAGCAGAAACAGAAAUUGAUUUUUCCCACUACGCAAUGAGGCAAGCAUAUGACCGAGGAAUUUCAAGGCAGACUAUGAGCCGAUAUCAAGCUCAUGCAGAAUGGGAACAUUAUCAACCACCAAUUCAAGAAUUUCCCAAUUCCCAAGAUGUAAGAUUAGGAACAAAAUUAAGCAUACCUACAUCAAAUCGUCCGGACAAUAUGAGACCAAUACCAAGCAGAGAGCUAUACAAACUGUUCAUUAAUGGGAUCCAUUCUGAUACAACAGAGAAUGGUUUACGACAUAUCUUCAGCAACUAUGGCAAUCCUAUAUCAAUAAAAUUAUUCAGGACAAAUAAUAACCUUCAUCAACCCAUUGCUUUUGUGGAAUUUGAAUCCCAAUAUGAGGCAGAUAAUGCAAUUGUUGCACUUGAUGGAAAACCACCUCUCAAUUGGGAAGUCGUAUACGCCAACCGCCGCUUAAGUGGAAAAAUUCCACAUGGUGACCAAGAUUUGGUAAGUCUUGCAAUAGCCUCGGUCGUUGGAAGACAAAACGGUGUUGUUCAAGCAGUUGGUGCAACCACGAAAUCUUUCUACUCCAGACAGUCUCCUUGCUCCAUCGAAAUGGAAUCUUCGUUGGGAAUUAUGCACCGGAAAAGUGUCUCGCCAGAUAUGCACGUGCAAUGCCACCUUUGUCAUGUAUGUGGAAAACAAGCUUCCUUUGUCUGCACUGUUUGCAAGGUCCGUUAUUGCUCUUCGGGAUGCCAGAGUAGGGAUUGGCCUACACAUCAACUAGUAUGCAAACCACCACCAGCCUUGUUACAGGAAUUUCCACGUAGUGGUGUAUCUCUAAAAGGAGUUGUUUCCAAGCCUUUCCAUGGUUCUCCCGAUAUUUCAAGUCCUCUUCCACAAAACGAAAGACCUUUAGUUGCCACGUGCGAUGAUCAAAUCUACUCGAACAAUUAUUGCUUGGGUCAUCGUGAGAAUAACGAUACUUUUGAAGUUACCAGUCCCGAUUUAUACUUGAUUAAGAGAACACACCCACUAGACCAAGCGGAGACAUCAAUGCCGCUUACCCCUGAAUUGUCUGUGGCAGUACAUCGUAAUCUAGAUGGACGACAAGAAACAACAAAUUCGGUUGCAGCGAUAAACAUGAUGGAUGCAAUUAAAUCUCUGUCUAUCAACAAAGAGCAUGGACGCCCUGAGAGCAAUGGGCAUAGUAUUAACCAACAACCUUCAUCGCAGCCCCGUUCACCCAGCGCCAACUAUAAGAGUGAUGAAACCUCUCAUGCAGGAACUUCUCAAAGCAACCAUGACACACCAAAAAACUACCUUGAAAAUGGCUUUGCACAGAAUAACAGUCCUGUUGUAGCCAACAAGCUACAGUGUGAUUUUGAAUCGUCACCAGUAGUCACAUCUCAUAGCUUUUGUUCGGGAAAUGAUUCUCCAAAAACUGCUCCUGUAUCUCCCUCCUGCAAAGUGUCACAAACGCGAUCAUCUGAAGCGAUCAAAGUCUACGCCAAGAAGUUCGUCUCCACGCAAUUAAAACAGCAAUUCGACGAUUCAAGCGAAGUGAAUGUCUGUUCUGCCAAAUCUCCGGAUGAAUUUUAUGUCCAAUUUUAUCGUUACCGUAAAAUGCUGGAAGAAAUAAUGGCAAGUGUGGCCUCAUCUGCCCCAAAUUCCGAUCCGUUGGUCAAUCCGGUGGAAGGCUUGCCAUGUCUCGCUCUUUUUCCUGAGGAUCGCUGUUGGUAUCGAGCUGAAAUAUUGAAGAUACUGCCAGAUGGUAUUGGAAUCCGCUACGUGGACUUCGGAAAUACCAUUUUAAUGCCCAAUACUUUGGAGCACCUCAGAAUGAUGGAACACUCGCUAGCUCAGCACCCAUUUUGUGCUGUCAAGGUGAAAUUGGCUAAUGUUUUACCCGUCAGUGGAAUCACGUGGAAUUCAGACGUCAAAAAGAAAUUCAAAGAGUUGGUAGAAAACAAACCAUUCCUGAUGGAUUUCGUCCAAAUGGAUGCUGAUCAUAUGUGUGUUCGGCUGAAAAAUCAGGAUAGAUCUGAUUUUCUUUCGUCUUUGAUUCAGGACAAAUUCGUUAAAAGCGUAGAAGUUUUAGAUGAACUAGAUCAAUUCUCCCCAGCGAUUGAAAUUCCUCUACCAACACCUUCUCGGGAAACAGUCGCAGAUGUACUGAAGCCGUCGGUCGUUUGUUCUCAGGUUCUAGAAGAGAACGGGGUUUUUGAAAGUAAAGAUCAACUGGAAAAUACCGAAAAGAAGAGCAUUAGCUGCGUUCCCAAGACAUUGAUGAAAAAGAAUUUCCCACUGACAGAAGCUGAAUUUGUUAAGACGUCUGAUCGAAUGGAACCCAAUAUAACCGAAAAUGGAUUAGCCCUGUAUGACAUCAUAGAAAAUCCCCAAGAGCCAUCAGAGAACAAUGUACCGAAAGUGUCUCCAAGCCAAUUGACUGAAGUGGGAGCUUUUGGCUUUAAUCCAGCUUCUUUGCCAUCCGAAGGAAAAAUAUCGGAAGAUGACACGUCUGAUGAAUUUUUCUAUGACGACGGUCCGUUCUUGGACUUGCCGGAGAAAGAAAGUUUUCAAGCUCUGAUUAUUAAAGCAGAAGACCCCCAACUGAUAACGCUGCGUGUUGAAAACAACGAAAUUUCAAUGAAACUAACAAAGUUGCAGGAAGAAAUCGCACUUUACGCAAAUGGCGUAGCUUGUGGUUACCAUCCCAAAUUGAAUGAAAUCUGCGUAGCGCGUUUUCCUGGCGGCCGAUGGUAUCGAGCAGUUUGCCUUAAUGUUAUUCAUGACCGACAGCCAACGGGGACUCGUUAUUUAUGCAACCAAGUUGAUUUUGGCGAACUGAACAUCCUUGAUGCUAGCAAAAUCAGGCGCGCCAAGAAGUGGAUGAUUGAUUUGCUACCCUAUCUGGCGCAGCAGGCUGUUCUCGAAGGGACGGAUUCCAUGGAACAAAUGGAACCCAAGCUCGUUGAGCGAUUUGCCAAAAUUCUACCCGAAAACUCCGUCGUUGAUGUCAAUGUUGUUAACCGUGUAGACAUGUCUUAUGUUGUCCGUAUCCCAAAGGUCAAUGCAACUUUGUCUUUCGAACGGUUGCUUUAGCUUGGAAUCAAACAUUUUCACCAUGGUUGACACGUUUAUCUUUGGCAUGGUAAUUCAACUUUUUACUUCUUUCUUUACUUAUGUUCUUUUUCAUGUCGAUGAAGCGUUGCACGAUUCUUGAGUGCCUGAAGGACCCAGGCAUAUAUGAUCUUUUGAUUUGUUGUGUUGUUAACCAGAAGUACUCUUAACGAAAUUGAUACUGUUCUUCUUUUUUCCUAUUUUCUUUUUUUUAAGUGUAUUGAUUUAUCCAUUUUUGAAGUAUUGUGCAAAGCAAGUUUUUUGUUAAUCCAGAAUAUGCAUAUCUUUUCAUCAGUU